Xyrauchen texanus (razorback sucker) is the source of this 1796-nucleotide messenger RNA. RefSeq names its product ectonucleoside triphosphate diphosphohydrolase 2a, tandem duplicate 2 (gene entpd2a.2). Gene Ontology annotation, biological process: nucleoside diphosphate catabolic process. NCBI's taxonomy places the organism in Eukaryota, Metazoa, Chordata, Actinopteri, Cypriniformes, Catostomidae. Gene Ontology annotation, molecular function: GDP phosphatase activity; UDP phosphatase activity. The record is from RefSeq and is a predicted model, not a curated record. Gene Ontology annotation, cellular component: plasma membrane.
UUGUCGCUGUUUUUGGCUUACAACAGAUUACAAUGCAAUGGGUAACCAACUGCAAUGCCAAAUAUUUACAGUUACAGCAACUCUGUUUCUUUCAUUUAUAGGCAUUCUUCUGCUCGCCAUCAACACUGAAGAUUUCAAAGAACCAGCACAAUUCAUGUAUGGAAUAGUCUUGGAUGCUGGAUCCUCCCAUACUGCCAUGUACAUCUACAAAUGGCCAGCGGACAAGCACAAUGGAACUGGCAUUGUCAGUCAACAUAGCGAGUGCCAUGUGCAGGGAAUCUCCAGUUAUGCAGGUAACAGAGGAGGAGCGGCCAGUAGCCUUGAGGAAUGUAUGGAACAGGCCAUACUGGACAUGUACAAAGUCAGACAAGAACUCACCCCUUUGUAUCUUGGGGCUACAGCAGGCAUGAGACUACUCAAUAUAUCUAGACCAAAGGAAUCAGAUGAGAUUUUGAAAGAAUUGGGAGACAAAUUGAAGACCUAUCCAUUCAGCUUCAAAAGGGCCACUAUCUUAAGUGGACAAGAGGAGGGGGCAUAUGGAUGGGUCACAGUCAACUAUCUGCUGGAGAACUAUAUCAAGUAUGGUUUUGUGGGUCAGUGGCUGUCCCCUGGUAAAAAGAUGAUUGGUGCCCUUGACUUAGGUGGAGCUUCAACUCAGAUCACCUUUGCGACUAAACAAACUGUGGAAAACAAGGACAACCUAAUGACACUUCGGUUAUAUGGGCAAGACUAUCAGGUUUACACUCAGUGCUGUCUGUGCUACGGAAGAGACCAGGUCUUACUCAGACUACUAGCACAUCUGAUUACAACUCAGGGAUCAGACAGCUCUAUAGUACACUCUUGCUAUCCUGCAGGUUACAAUGACUCCAUAAAACUAGGCAUUGUGUUUGAUACUCCAUGCAUUAAAAGACAAACACCCUAUAACUCUGAUGACAUCCUGCAAAUAAAAGGCACUGGAAACUACAAUCAAUGUCUGGGAAACAUUUCUCAUCUCUUCUCUUUUAAUAAUUGUUCUUAUUCCAAAUGCUCUUUUGAUGGAGCCUUCCAGCCCAACAUUACAGGAAAUUUUAUGGCAUUUUCUGCAUUCUUCCACACUUAUUCCUUCAUUCAGAAAGCUUCCGGCAUCACCAUCUCUUCCCCAGCACAGUUAGAGGAUGCCGUGCACAAUGUCUGCAACAUGAGCUUUCAGGAGAUGCACAAUAAGUUUCCAGAUGAGGGGAACCAUUUGAAGGACUACUGUGCAGACUCUGUCUUUAUGCAGAUGCUUCUGAUCAGUGGAUAUGGCUUCAAUGAGAUUUCCUUCCCACAGAUCUCCUUUCAGGAAAAAGCUGAAGACACCUCUGUGGGAUGGUCACUUGGCUACAUGCUAAGUCUUAGCAACUUGCUGCCUGCCGAAAAAGUGUCACUCAGAACAGCACUGCGCCCAGAAGCCUGGCGUGCUGCGAACUUCCUCUUUUGCGUGUUUCUCAUCGCAGCUAUUUUUUUUCUGCUGCGAACCUACCACAAGAAUAGCACUAAAUUAAAUUGUUCCCCUUUAUCAUUAUGCUAAAUAAUUUUUCUGUUUUUUAAGAAUGUUUGGGCUACCUCUUCAGUUAGUCUUUUUUUACAACAGACUGAAAUCAUGAGAAUGUACUGUUAGUGUAAAGAUGUAAACUUUUGUAUUGUCUUUCAAAAUCAUUUUUGUAUUGUUUCAUCUACUGUAUAUGUAUGUGUUGCUUAGAACAUGCCAUGAUUUUAUUAGGCCUGCAAUUGUUACUUUUUUUAAGUUCCUUUCGAAAUGCUUAAUUAUGUUAGAG